CGCUGCCAAAGUAAAACAGUUUCGUUCAAAAUUUCGAAUCGAGAGAUUGUCGGGAGGGUAUAGCGCGCGGCCAGUUCGCAUUUAUGUGUUUUUAUCGUGAUUCUGUCAACCGAAAUCAUAUGUUUUUAGCCAGCAGAGAGAUUGCCAGAACAGCAGCAGAACGGGCGCAGUUCUACGGCAGAAAAUGAAAAUUUAUUGAACGCACAGCACACACAGUGAUUUAAGCGAAUUAAAAUAAAUCAAAAUAUGGUUUGCCAUUCGAGUUCCGUGGAAUAAAGUUGUGAAAAAACCAGAAAACAAAAUUGUUAUCGCUCUCUCCGCCUCUCUGUGCGAUUUGCUCUUCGUGUUUAUGUCUCAGCUGUGCAAGUGUGUGUGCGGCAGUGUGUGUGCGAGUGUGUGUGACGUGCGUGCGUGCAAGUGUUUGUGAUUUCAUGUUGUUGUUUUGGCUGCUUUCGCGUGAAAUUCAACAACAACAUUCAGCAACAGCCAACAAAAUUUUAAUUGAGAUUUCCAUUUAAUCUAAAGGUGCAGGUGCCUAUAUUCCAGUUAUCAGUCUGAAGUCGGUCUGAAGUGCUAUCCUGGACUUUCCAUUUCUGCCACCGCCUGGCCCCAUCAAAUAUCCAAAUAAUUGAACUAUUUUUUAUAUUUGCAUCACAGCCCCACAUUGAGCCACUCACAGUCAGAAUUCCGAGCAACGUGCACAAAAACCAUUCGAAAAAUCAUCACGCACAAUGAAAAACGACGUCGUGCGAUGGAGCAGGCAGCCAACUAGCAACAUCAACAACAGCAGCAGCAACAGCAAAAGCGGCAAGAGCAAAAGCGGCAACAACAACAGCAACAACCACAAGCACAGAAGCAAAAGCAACAAAUUAAAUGCUCGACAAUUAGGGCCACAUGCUGGCAGAAGUUGUCAGCAGAGAGCCGCCGCAACAGAGCAAGAAGAACAACAAACAAUCAUUGAAUGUGAUAUAGGAAAUUUCAAUUUCGAUUGCAAUUUAUUCAAAACUAGUUUUUUAACGCAAUGCAAACCGAAACUUAGUGGCAGCAGCAGCAACAGAAUCAUUUGCGGCAGCAGCAGACACUUGGCGAAAACGAGAGCCGUGCUGCUGUUAGCUCUGCAAUUUAGUGCCGUAGUUUUUUUAUGUAAUUUUAAUGUCGGUUUCGCGGCCGGAAGUGUGGCAACGGCAUCGGGAGGCGGCUCAGCGCCAGUUGCACCACCACCCCCAGCGCCCUCAUCCUCGCCCGCAGCAGCACCACCGCCGCCGCCACCGCCGUCGUCAUCACUCAAAGUGGAUCCAAAUGGCCAGUCGCCGGUGCUGCCGCCAUAUGUCCUCGACUACGAGACGGGCGGCAGGGCCAAGUUGACGCCCAACAGCGGCAAGUACGGCCAAUCGGGCAGCUCCGGGGGCAACAACCAACUCACCGGACACUACACGCACACCUGGGCGGUGCACAUACCGAACGGCGAUAAUGGUAUGGCCGAUGCUGUAGCCAGGGAUCACGGUUUCGUCAAUUUGGGCAAGAUCUUCGAGGAUCACUACCACUUCGCACAUCACAAGGUCUCGAAGCGGUCGCUCUCCCCCGCCACGCAUCACCAAACUCGCCUCGAUGACGACGACCGGGUUCAUUGGGCGAAGCAGCAGAGGGCCAAGUCGCGAUCCAAGAGGGACUUCAUCAGGAUGCGACCCUCGAGGACCUCCUCGCGAGCCAUGUCGAUGGUGGACGCCAUGCCCUUCGACGACUCCAAAUGGCCGCAGAUGUGGUAUCUGAACCGCGGUGGUGGCCUGGACAUGAACGUGAUACCCGCCUGGAAGAUGGGCAUAACGGGCAAGGGCGUGGUGGUGACCAUCCUGGACGAUGGCCUGGAGUCCGAUCACCCGGACAUUGAGGAAAACUACGACCCCAAGGCCUCGUACGACGUGAACAGCCACGACGACGACCCGAUGCCGCACUACGACAUGCAGGACUCGAACCGCCAUGGAACACGUUGUGCCGGCGAGGUGGCGGCCACGGCGAACAACUCCUUCUGCGCGGUGGGCAUCGCCUAUGGGGCGAGUGUGGGCGGGGUGCGGAUGCUGGAUGGAGAUGUCACGGAUGCGGUGGAGGCGCGAUCGCUGUCGCUGAACCCGCAGUACAUCGACAUAUACAGCGCCUCCUGGGGACCCGACGACGAUGGCAAGACGGUCGACGGACCCGGGGAGCUGGCGUCGCGUGCCUUCAUCGAGGGAACGACCAAGGGACGCGGCGGCAAGGGGAGCAUCUUCAUCUGGGCGUCGGGAAAUGGGGGGCGGGAGCAGGACAACUGCAACUGCGACGGGUACACGAACUCCAUCUGGACGCUGUCCAUCUCCAGCGCCACGGAGGAGGGCCACGUGCCCUGGUACUCGGAGAAGUGCAGCUCCACACUGGCCACCACCUACAGCAGCGGCGGGCAGGGCGAGAAGCAGGUGGUCACCACGGACCUGCACCACUCGUGCACUGUCUCCCACACGGGCACCUCGGCGUCGGCCCCGCUCGCCGCUGGCAUCGCCGCAUUGGUGCUGCAGUCCAACCAGAAUCUCACCUGGCGCGACCUGCAGCACAUCGUGGUGCGCACCGCCAAGCCGGCGAACCUCAAGGAUCCCAGCUGGUCCCGCAACGGGGUCGGCCGGCGGGUGAGCCACUCCUUCGGCUACGGAUUGAUGGACGCCGCCGAGAUGGUGCGCGUGGCCCGCAAGUGGAAGUCGGUGCCGGAGCAGCAGCGCUGCGAGAUCAACGCUCCCCACGUGGACAAGGUCAUUCCUCCUCGCACUCACAUCACUCUCAUGCUGUCCGUGAAUCACUGCUCUUCUGUCAAUUAUCUGGAGCAUGUCCAGGCCAAGAUUACGCUGACUUCGCAGAGACGCGGAGACAUUCAGAUCUACUUGCGAUCACCUGCCAACACCAGUGUUACGCUGCUCACUCCUAGGAUCCACGACAAUUCCCGCUCCGGCUUCAACCAGUGGCCCUUCAUGUCCGUUCACACCUGGGGAGAAUCGCCGCGGGGCAACUGGCUGCUGGAGAUCCACAACGAGGGUCGCUACAUGGGCCAUGCUCUGCUCAGGGAAUGGUCGCUGAUCUUCUACGGCACCACUCAGAGCAUCGAGCCCAACGAUCCGAUCUCGGUGCCGAAGCCCAGUGCCUCGGAGGCCACCACCCCGAACAGCAGCAGCACCGCCAGCAAUCUGCACCAGGCCUACUCGCCCCAGUAUCCCCGCAUUCCGCCCAACAACUUCGGCAGCUCUCCCUCCGCCGGCGGCUCCAAGUUGCCGCUCGGCAAGGUGCCGCCGCCCAACAAGUCCAGCUUUGUGACCAACAAUCCGCUGCUGAAUCCCGCUCCACCCAAGCAGGGAUACCAACAGAUUUCGGCCACCUACGGCGUGAUUUUGGGCAAGGCUAAUGGGAAGGCCAAUAACAAUAACAGCAAGGAGAAGACCAAUAACAAGGGAAACAAGGCUAAUAGCGGUAAUAAGGGCAAAUCCGGCGGAUCAGGUGGCAAUCGCAAGGAGCCGACCACCCAGAGCAGCAUCACCCAGGCAACCACCAACAAGAACAAGUACUACCGCAUUUCCCAGCAACAGCAAAAGAACAACAAGCAGGACAGGAAUGGCGUGCAAACCCAAAGGCCAAAAGCGAAUUCCGGCGAGAAAUCCUAUGAAGAGAAAAGCCGCAAGGUGGUGGGCGAGAUCGGGACAACCACUGGCAAUGUAUCCAAUAAGGCUGCCAAGCAGGUGAAGGAUGGCACCACCUCGAAUUCGAAUUCAAGAAUACCCAAGCUGUUCGAGAGAUACGAAAAGAUUCAGGCCAUUUUCCCGGAACUGGAACCCUAUGAGAACACCUCGCCCAAGGGAAAACCCAAACAGGCCAAGCAGGGCAAGCAAUUCGAGGUGGAGCUGUUUAGGCCAACUACCGGGGGAAACAGUCGCCAGGGGAACACGAAGAAGUCGCCCUCGGUGCCACCGCCAUCGCAAACGAUGCCCUCCCUCGCCAUUUUGCCCAUUCUUCCCGCCGGCGGAAGUAGCUUUCUGCCCGAUCAGAAGAUCCUCAAGAAGCAACAGCUUCUGAUGGCCGCCGCUGGAGUCAUGGCUCCCGCCCAAGUGGAGGUGGAAAUGGAGGAGAUUCAGGCCACGCCUGAUUACGAGGAGCCGCGGGACCAGCGAAAGGAGGUCAACCGACCAAAUGCACAAAUCACACAAUGGGACAUGAUAUUCUAUGGCACCGCCACCCCCGCUCAGCCCGAUGACGUGGCCAAUCCGGGCCAGUCGGGCCAGCUGAAUCUGUAUGGCAACGACAUGGCCCACAAUGACAUCGAGUACGACUCCACUGGCCAGUGGAGGAACAUGCAGCAGGUGGGCGAGGUGGGCAUGAACCGAGAUCACAGCAACACCGCCGCGUGCCUUAAGUGGAGCGAUCGCAAGUGCUUAGAGUGCGAUGAGUCUGCUUAUAUGUAUGAGGAUCUGUGCUAUAAUGUCUGCCCGCUGCACACUUAUCCGUUUGACAAACUGGCAGCGGAUGAGGAAGAGCUGGGGGAUGAAGCCAGUCCUGCUCCUGUGAAUCCCUACAGCAGCCCCACCACCGAUCCUCCCGCGUCGAUGUCCAACAGCAUAGAUGACAAGCAGGAUCCUCUGCAGGCGGAGGAUCGCCGACGACGUCGUCGGAGUCAAACCUCUGGUAUUCCACUCACCCCGCUGGUGGAGACUCCCACUCGAAUCUGUGCCGGCUGUGACCGGAGCUGCCUGGCCUGUCAUGGACCCCUGGCCUCCCAGUGCAGCACCUGUGCGCCGGGCAGUCAACUCCGGAAGAUCCUGAACGAGACCUUCUGCUACGCCUACGUGGUUCGCAGCACGGGAAUGGCCACUGUGGUGGACAUGUCCGAGGAGGGAGAUCGGAAGACCGAGCAAUACAUGACUGGCACCACCGUGCUCCUUUUGAUAUCAGUGAUUCUCACCCUGAUGGGCGUGGCAGUUGCCGGAGGCAUUGUGUACCAUCGGAGGGCAACUGCCCGAUCCAACGAACUCUACUCCAGGGUUUCUUUGAUGGUCGGCGAUGAAAGUGAUUCCGACAACGAAGACGAACUAUUCAGGGCCCAUUUCCUAGGAAAAACAAAAGAUGUCAUCGAGUACCGUGAUGAACCAUCCAGCGAAAUAGCCUCCAGCCUCCAGAAAAACACCAGCCAUUUGGUUCCCUAGAUAAUCGGGAUUAAUUACUAGUUACUUCAUGCAUUUAGCCACCCUCAUAACCACCAGAAAUAUUAUACAAAUCCUCAGCCAAGGAAAAUCACAUUUUCGGUUAAUAAACUCUGCUACAUUCGACGGCAUUAUAGCUCCUUUAUUUCAAGCCAAAAUAGAUUAAAAGUAUUAAAAAUAUAAAAAAAACGAAGCGACAAUCAAAACUAAUUUUAUAUAUUUAUGCCUGAAUAAAAUUAUUAUGAAAUACAA
Messenger RNA from Drosophila ficusphila, 5456 nucleotides. It is a transcript of the gene Fur1, whose product is annotated as furin-like protease 1, isoforms 1/1-X/2. Gene Ontology annotation, molecular function: serine-type endopeptidase activity. The record is from RefSeq and is a predicted model, not a curated record. The transcript has 13 exons. Gene Ontology annotation, cellular component: trans-Golgi network; Golgi membrane. The coding region runs from base 732 to 5207 and encodes 1491 amino acids. Lineage: Eukaryota; Metazoa; Arthropoda; Insecta; Diptera; Drosophilidae. Gene Ontology annotation, biological process: peptide hormone processing.